Molecule: messenger RNA, 3344 nt
Organism: Hippoglossus stenolepis (Pacific halibut)
Lineage: Eukaryota; Metazoa; Chordata; Actinopteri; Pleuronectiformes; Pleuronectidae
Gene: mcm9
Product: minichromosome maintenance 9 homologous recombination repair factor
Exons: 15
Coding region: 110-3187 (1025 amino acids)
Biological process (GO): double-strand break repair via homologous recombination
Cellular component (GO): MCM complex; nucleus
Molecular function (GO): ATP hydrolysis activity; single-stranded DNA helicase activity; single-stranded DNA binding
Source: RefSeq, a predicted model, not a curated record
GUGGCGGUAAUGCAUGAUAACGAUAGAAGAAGAAGAAGAAGAAGAAGAAGAAGAACAACAACAAGAACUGCCUGCUUAAAUCAAGCACCGGAGUUCUAAUCACUUCAACAUGCUGAUAAACUCAGAACAGGAGGCACUGAUUGGGCGGGUGUUUGAAACCUAUCUGACAGAACAUCAUCAUGGUGACAUUCUUGAGCUUAUUGCAGAUGCUAAUGAAGAGACCCAUCACCCUGUUGUUGUCAAUGCAAUGACAUUGUUUGAAAGCAAUAUGGAGGUUGGGGACUAUUUCAACGCCUAUCCGAACGAUGUCCUGGCUAUAUUUGAUAAAGUGUUACAAAGAAAAGCCAUGGACUUGUCACAGAAUGCUUCUCCCAAGCACUACGAAGGACAAAGAACAAAGGAGCACCGAAUGAGAAACAAACUUCAUGCUCGCAUUACAGGUUUACCAGUUUGUCCAGAACUAACCAGAGAGACCAUUCCCAGGUCAAGAGACGUAGGGCAUUUUUUGUCUGUCACUGGUACUAUCAUACGUACCAGUGUUGCAAAGGUUCUGGAAUACGAGCGUGAUUACAUGUGCGACAAGUGUCGUCAUGUUUUCUCGAUGCAGGCUGAUUUUGACCAGUUCUAUGCCUCUGUCCCACCUGUGAACUGCCCUAAUCCUGAUGGCUGUAAUUCAUACAAGUUCAGCUGUCUGUCAGGAGGAUCUGAGCCUUCAGCCUGCAAGGACUAUCAGGAGAUCAAGAUACAAGAACAAGUGCAGAGGCUGUCAGUGGGCAGUAUUCCUCGUUCUAUGGUGGUGGUUCUUGAGGAUGACCUGGUCGACAGUUGUAAAUCUGGAGAUGACGUGACCGUCUAUGGGGUAAUGUGCCAGCGCUGGAAGCCCUUUUAUGAGGGCACUCGCAGUGAUGUGGAGAUGGUCCUCAAAGCUAACAAUAUAGAAGUAAACAACAACCAGACUGCUGCUGCACUGCUCAUGAAGGAUGUUCAGCAAGAAUUUGCUGUUUUCUGGGAUAAUUACAAACAUGAUCCCAUAGCUGGUAGAAACCAGAUCUUGUUGAGCCUGUGCCCACAGGUAUUUGGCAUGUAUGUGAUUAAACUGGCAGUGGCCAUGGUGUUGGCUGGCGGAGUGCAGAGGAUAGAUUCUUCUGGGACCAAGAUCAGGGGUGAGUGUCAUAUGCUGCUGGUUGGUGACCCAGGCACAGGGAAGUCUCAAUUCUUGAAGUAUGCUGCUAAGAUCAUGCCUCGUUCUGUACUCACAGCUGGCAUUGGCUCAACAAGUGCAGGACUGACUGUUGCAGCAGUGAAAGAUGGAGGGGAUUGGCACCUGGAGGCAGGAGCUCUGGUCCUGUCAGAUGGUGGUUUGUGCUGCAUCGAUGAAUUCAACAGCAUCAAGGAACAUGACCGCAUCAGCAUUCAUGAAGCUAUGGAGCAACAAUCUAUAAGUGUGGCCAAAGCUGGUAUGGUUUGUAAGCUGAACACUCGCUGCACCAUCCUGGCAGCUACCAACCCUAAAGGCCAGUACAAUCCCAAUGAGCCACUGUCUGUGAAUGUAGUUCUGGCCAGUCCUCUGCUGAGUCGUUUUGACCUGGUCCUUGUUCUGCUGGACACCAGAAAUGCAGAGUGGGACCACAUCAUCUCCUCUUUUAUUCUGGAGGACAGAGGACUAGCUGCUGAGUCUUCCAGCCUGUGGCCCAUGGACAAAAUGAAGGCUUACUUCUGUGCGAUUAAACGCCUGCAGCCACAGGUGUCUGACGAGGCCAACAGCAUCCUGACACGUUAUUACCAGCUGCAGAGACAAAGUGAUGGCCGCAAUGCUGCUCGCACCACCAUCCGCAUGCUGGAGAGUCUAAGCCGACUGGCUGAAGCACAUGCCAGGCUUAUGUACAGAGAGACAGUGACCAUAGAGGAUGCUGUCAUGGCUGUCUCUGUCAUGGAGUGCUCAAUGCAGGGCGGUGCUCUGCUAGGUAAUGUAAAUGCACUACUGACCUCAUUCCCUGAGGACCCUGGUCAGCAGUAUGAAGCUCAGUCUCAGGUACUACUGGAAGGGCUGAACCUGCCACUGCUCCUUCAGAAGGAGAUGGAUAGACUGGCCAGGCUAAAAAGCUACACCUCAGAUGCCUCCCAGUUUGAUUCACAUACUGCUCAUUACCAGCAUCACCCCGGGGACACAAACACCCACAACCAAACACACGUCCAUGGCAUGACCAGUGUCUACAAGGGGGAUGCCACGGUGGAGAGUGGCUUGGACUGGUUCCACUCCAUCACUUCAUCAGGGUCACCAGAUGAUCUGACCCCAACAUUAACAUCAACUCAAGAAAACCUGAACAGAAAACCAAACUCAAUUGGGGUAAAAACAACUACUGCAAUUAAACAACCAACCUGUCAAACUGAGGAGGACUUUCAAAAAAACAUAGGCUCAACAUUGACCCAUGAAGGAACUGUUACCACUGCAUCCAAAGAAGAAAACAAAAAAACGGAGAAAAAUGAAUACAUCAAAGAAAAAAGCUCCAUUUGCCAAGAGGUACAUCAGCCUGAAAGACAGAAAGAUGACCAACAUUCAAAGUCAUUGGGGUGUGUGUUUCAGAGGGUCUCCAAGAAUCUGAGAGACAGAAGACUCGGAGAGCAGGAGUCAAAUAAUCUGCAGUGUAACAAAGUGGAAGGACAGGGACAUGGAGACAGUGUGGUGUUCUCAGACGGUAGAGGUAAAAAUGUGAGUCAUGUUUUAAAUGCGACUUCAGAUUCCCACAGAAGCAGCAUAAUGUCAUCAGGUAAAAACCUGCCUUCUAAUUACCUAAUGCACAAGAAUCAGUCCUGUGGCAAACGAAGGAGAUUUGAGAAAGAAGACAAAAUAAAUCAGACUGAGACUAAGAACAUCUUCACUGCUCAAAGGGAAAAGAUUUCAUCUGAAGCUGACACAACUAAAGAAUUGUUAGAUUUUACAUUACAUCACAACAACACUGCCAGCUCAAAUGUCAGUGCAGAGUUUCAAACUGAAUAUAACUUGGGCAGCAGAGAUCUCCAUGACUACACAGGCAGCAGAAUAGGUAAACAGAAAUUAGUUAGGCAUGAUGAGUUAGCCAGACCACCUACAGACACAGAGAAGAAUGAAAGAAAGAAAAAACUGAAUCAGUUCCAAAGUCUUGUGCAAGGUAGGUGCAGUAGAAAAAGUGAGGUGGCUGAGUGUUAGUCAGAAGAUAGUACUUGUUUCACAUCAGUCGAGCUGGAUAGGAAUGUUUUUUCUUUGGGAAAGGAAAAAUCUGCCCAAGGCAAAAGGGUUGGUAGAAUAAAGAAGAGGAAUGAUUCAGAAAAACUGUGUCAGCAACAAAGAACCAGAGACAACAAUA